Fusarium musae is the source of this 789-nucleotide messenger RNA. RefSeq lists its product as uncharacterized. The record is from RefSeq and is a predicted model, not a curated record. Lineage: Eukaryota; Fungi; Ascomycota; Sordariomycetes; Hypocreales; Nectriaceae. The coding region runs from base 1 to 789 and encodes 262 amino acids. Gene Ontology annotation, molecular function: methyltransferase activity. The transcript has 4 exons.
AUGAGCGACAAAGCCUCGUACCCGAAGAAGUCACCAAAGUCUCCUUCAUCAGGAGCCAGUGAAGUCGUGUUACACGAUGCUGGGCACUGGGCUGCUUUGGCGCAGGAUGAGCAGGAUGACGAUGCCGACUCUUCGCUGGGUGUUGAUACAGAGUCGUCGACUGCUUCAAUGACAUCGAGUAUUCUGAAUUAUAGAACUAUCAAAGGAAGGACUUAUCAUUCUGAGAGAGGAAAUGCAGAGUAUUGGUGGGUUAUUGACUUUGCCGAUGAGCAUCCUCAAACCGAAGUAAUCGGCACGGACAUAUCCCCCAUCCAGCCCAGCUGGGUUCCCCCAAACGUCAAGUUUGAGAUUGAAGACUGCACUCAACCAUGGACCUUCUCCCCCGACUCAUUCGACUUUGUCUACAUGCGAUACCUCUACGGUUCCAUCAGCGAUUGGUCCGCUAUAUUCCAAGAGGCCUUUAGAUCAUGUAAGCCAGGUGGUUGGGUAGAGAGUUUCGAAGCGUCAGCUAUGCUUGAGAGUGAUGACGAUACUGUCAAGGAGGGUAGUGCGAUGAGCGAGUGGGGCAAGUUCUUUAUCGAAGGUGGAAAGAGACUUAAUCGAACGUUUACCAUCCUUGAUGAUGACCUGCAGAAGAAGGGAAUGGAAGAUGCAGGGUUUACGGACAUUCAGACUCGGGAUUUCAAGGCAAGUAACCCUAGAAGACUAUCCAGUUCAGUAUACCCUGCGACUAUGGCUAACUGGCCCUACAGCUUCCCAUCGGUAGCUGGCCCAAAGAUCCUAAGAUGA